AUGGGCGACAAAACUGUAACCCUUUCUUCUUCACAACAGUCCCUGGAUCUUAACACCCUGCGAAGUCGAAUCAAUGAACUGAGAGAUGUUCAUAGAAGUUGCGAUGAAGUUUCUGAAACCAGCCCUUCGGAUUCUGAGGAAUUAAUGAAGGAUUGUGCUCUUGAGCUUCAGAGGAAAAUAACUCAACUUCUGUCGGAGGUUUCUGAUGUCGACUCACUAACAGUUGAAGAUUUAGAUGAAUAUUUGGAGCAUUUAAAAGGGGAGCUUAGCUCAGUGGAGACUGAAAAUGCUACCAUCUCAGAUGAAAUUCAGGAUCUUUCGAGGAGAUAUGUGGAAGACUCCAACCGUUUGGGGAGUGAUCUCGAAGGAUUGAAUUGUCAUUUGGAUUUUAUUACAGCACAGGACUUGCCCAGAAUCAAGAUCAGUAGUACAUUGGGAGGAAGAAAUACAAACCAAAAAGGGCAAGUAAAAAAUGAUACUCAUUAUGCAGAUCUUGUGGGAUAG
Molecule: messenger RNA, 504 nt
Organism: Ilex paraguariensis (yerba mate)
Lineage: Eukaryota; Viridiplantae; Streptophyta; Magnoliopsida; Aquifoliales; Aquifoliaceae
Source: the annotation of a GenBank genome assembly